AUGCCCCUCACCCACUCGACUUUCGCGGGUCCGGCCGUCAGGCCCGGCAGAUCCCCAAUCGACUCUAAUUUCUUAUGUGGAUAUCACGUCCGCCCUCGCUUAUACAAUAGGGCCUUCCACUUGGUUCAUAUCAGGCCUCCGCAACCGCUAUUACGAUCACGUCUCAGGAACUUUCAGGGACUUCACUUUACUCUCCGCAAUUCUGCUGCUCUCGGCCUCUGCUGUUCGUCACUCUCUGCGACUCUCUUGCCACUGCUAACAACUCUACCUUUCGUAGCCCAAACCCCUGCUUAUAUCGAAGAUUGGUGGGAUUAUUAUUUCGAGGGUCCCCAUAUAUCGGGUGGCGCAUAUUCUCUCUCUCUCUCUCUCUCUCUCUCUCUCUCUCUCUGGUAUUCCCCCUACCUUGGGGUUAGCUUCUACAUUGGCCUAGCGUGGCAAACCUCAAUGAGUUUCUGCACGUGUUAUCUAUCUAAGCCUAAUCCAAACUUAAGUCCCAAACUACCAAGCUGCGAUCCUGCACGACAGUCAUACCAAGGACGAACUGACUACACCAGCGCCGUCCGCGUCGAUCCUCUCUCUCCUCGAGCGCCGACGCGCUCUUUACACAAGUACAGACAUCCGGCGAUCGACUGGACCUCGAACACCGCUGUUCCAUCGGCCUACCUCCAAGCCUUGAAACCUGGCAACGCUCCUUCAAAACUACACGACCGAACUACCACAAACGAUUAUCUAAAACUUGAGUUCACUUCCUCUCUUAUUACAACAGCAAGCGGACACUUUCACUCUUACUGCUACUCUCUCUCUCUCUCUCUCUCUCUCUCUCUCUCUCUCUCUCUGGUCGUCUGCUUGUCAACUCACAUCACACAGCUCCAAUUCCAACUUCGACUACAACUUCGACUGUUUGUGUUCGCACAAACACGCGUUUAA
Molecule: messenger RNA, 927 nt
Organism: Acanthosepion pharaonis
Lineage: Eukaryota; Metazoa; Mollusca; Cephalopoda; Sepiida; Sepiidae
Source: the annotation of a GenBank genome assembly